CCUCCGCGCUCCCGUCCCCGCCCGUCCUCCCCACUCCGCCCCGCUCUUCUCUUCCCGUCUGAGGUGGCGGCCGGUCUCGCCUCCUCGUCAGCUCCAUUUUGCUUCUCCUCCUCUCUCCCUGUCCCCGCGGGCCGAGAGCGGCCGGAGCGCCUCCCCGCCUCCCUAGCGUGGCCGCAGAGCCGCUGCGCCUUCGCCGUCCCCGGGCCCUCGGUCCUUCCGCGGCCGCGCCAUGAAUGAGGAAUACGACGUGAUCGUGCUGGGCACCGGCCUGACGGAAUGCAUCCUGUCAGGCAUAAUGUCAGUGAAUGGCAAGAAAGUUCUUCACAUGGAUCGGAACCCGUAUUAUGGAGGAGAGAGUGCGUCUAUAACACCACUGGAAGAUUUAUACAAAAGAUUUAAAUUACCAGGACCACCGCCAGCAUCGAUGGGGAGAGGAAGAGACUGGAAUGUUGACCUGAUUCCCAAGUUCCUUAUGGCUAAUGGUCAGCUGGUUAAGAUGCUGCUUUAUACAGAGGUCACCCGCUAUCUGGAUUUCAAAGUGAUUGAAGGGAGCUUUGUCUAUAAGGGUGGAAAAAUCUACAAGGUUCCUUCUACUGAAGCAGAAGCUCUAGCAUCUAGCUUAAUGGGACUGUUUGAAAAACGCCGCUUCAGAAAAUUCCUAGUGUAUGUUGCCAACUUUGAUGAAAAAGAUACCAGAACUUUUGAGGGCAUUGAUCCUAAGAAGACCACGAUGCGCGACGUGUAUAAGAAAUUUGACUUGGGCCAAGAUGUUAUAGAUUUUACUGGUCAUGCUCUUGCACUUUACAGAACUGAUGACUACUUAGAUCAGCCAUGUUGUGAAACCAUUAAUAGAAUUAAACUUUACAGUGAGUCUUUGGCAAGAUACGGCAAAAGCCCAUACCUUUAUCCACUCUAUGGCCUUGGAGAACUGCCCCAGGGAUUUGCCAGGAUUGCUCGUUGUAAGCAGCUCAUCUGCGACCCGAGCUACGUGAAAGACCGGGUGGAGAAAGUGGGCCAGGUGAUCCGAGUCAUCUGCGUCCUCAGCCAUCCCAUCAAGAACACCAACGACGCCAACUCCUGCCAGAUCAUUAUUCCGCAGAACCAAGUCAAUCGAAAGUCAGAUAUCUACGUCUGCAUGAUCUCCUCUGCGCACAACGUGGCCGCACAAGGGAAGUACAUCGCCAUAGUUAGUACCACCGUGGAAACCAAGGAACCCGAGAAAGAAAUCAGACCAGCUUUGGAGCUCUUGGAACCGAUUGAACAUUUCCAGAUCUUUAUUUCCCGCACAUAUGAUGCUACAACUCACUUUGAGACAACCUGUGAUGACAUUAAGAACAUCUAUAAGAGGAUGACAGGAUCAGAGUUUGACUUUGAGGAAAUGAAGCGCAAGAAAAACGACAUCUACGGGGAAGACUAACAGCAGUACACGUCAUCAUCCAGUUAGGACGGGUUUACGAUUCGGCAAAUAACGCAUUGUGUGAAAUCACUAUUGUAAGGCCUGCUUUUGUAAUCGGAACGGAGAGGUCGAAGAGCGCCGGGCUGCCAGGGAACGUUCCUCCCCUUCGUCCUUCUAAUAUCAUGUAUUAACUUGUUUUCCUGGAGGGGCUCCUCAGAAUUGGCAGGUUACCACAUUCUGUUCUAGUUAACCAAACUGGCUUUUUUUCUAGUGAAGGAUCAGUUUUAAACGAACAUUGUGAUACUGAUACAGAGAAUUUGAGGCAGUAUUUGUAUCUUUUAAUCAGGGUAGCCUUUGCGGUUACGGGCUGCUGCUCUCAAGAGCUGGACCCGCACGAUUCACGUGCCAUCUGUCAUCCCGACGUCAGGGAGGUUCUGAAUUGAGUAUUCCCCGGCUCGGGAUGGCAUCCGUGCGUUUUCCUGCAACUUGACACCUGUGCUGUGUCAGGUAUCGCGGCAGGGCCCAAGUAGCACAGCCACAGUUUGGUUAUAUGGCAUAAAAUCUUACCCAAACUCCAGGCUUGGGGAGUCCAUUAGAGGAAGCCCGUACGUGGUGUUUUAACCUAAUAAAAUUGAUGCGAGAAGGGGGAGGAACCCAUCGUAAAGCAGGUAAAAUGCCGACGCGUCUUCUGUAUCCCGGGCGUGGCUGCUGCCGAGGACCGGGCUGCGGGGCGGUAUUGACUUGGCAGAGCCCCGCUCCUGUCUCCGGUGGCGCCGAUGAUUUCUGUACUGCAAAUAAAGCCAGAUGCUGGAACCAGC
This is a messenger RNA of Propithecus coquereli (Coquerel's sifaka), 2214 nucleotides long. RefSeq names its product GDP dissociation inhibitor 2 (gene GDI2). Lineage: Eukaryota; Metazoa; Chordata; Mammalia; Primates; Indriidae. The record is from RefSeq and is a predicted model, not a curated record. Gene Ontology annotation, biological process: vesicle-mediated transport; protein transport; small GTPase-mediated signal transduction. Gene Ontology annotation, cellular component: cytoplasm. The transcript has 9 exons. Gene Ontology annotation, molecular function: Rab GDP-dissociation inhibitor activity. Bases 230 to 1417 code for a protein of 395 amino acids.